AUGAGGCGUUCAACUUCUGGAAACGUCAAUAAGCCAACACCGCCAGUUCCAAGGGACAGUAGUUUGGCAGAUAAACCAAGGUUUCAGGAGGCUGUAAAGAUCGACACAAAGAAGAAGGGUGUCACGCCAGUAGAGCCUGCGCCUAAAGCCUGGAGAAUAUCAACUCUCGUUCGCAAAUUCACUAUCUUCUUCAUUCUUUAUUCCUUUGCAGCGCAUUUCUUCUGCUCAACGCCUAUUACACCAUCAAGCAGCGACAUUUGCCAACGCCACCAGACUACUAUCGACUACUUUGAGCCAUACUAUAAUGACAUUGUCCAGCCCUACGUACAACAAGCUAUCGAUUAUACUGCACCACAUCGCGCGCACGCGACUGAGAAACUUGCUCCAGUCACUAAUCAGCUCGUCAAACUCGCGCCAGUUUUUGAUAAAGCGAAGAAAUCCGCACGGAGGCAUUACAAUACUCGCUUAGCGCCACGCGUAGAAAUUCAGCGCAAGAGACUGGCACAGAAGUUAGCACCUUACCAAGCGCGUGCACACUUACUUGCUAGCGAGUAUCACUCAAAGUACUUUGUCCCAGUCGUUGAAGAUGAGCGCAUCGUGCGUCUUAAUAAACUCUCGAAUGACCUAUUCACUAAGGUAUCUGACUUGACAACAACCGGUUGGAAAGUCGUAGAACCUCAUGCAAGGGUAGUCUUUGCUUACGUCCGUCGUACCAUUUACAUUGCCCUCGACAAAUCUUGGGAAGCUGCAAAAACACACGGUCCACCUGCUCGUCGUUUGGCUGUAAAAUACACUAAACGCGGACUUGCAGAAUGGAUAGCAUUUAGUCAAAAGACCACGUCAUGGUUGAGUCGUCAUGCACUUACUCAAUACACUCGUAUGGGUCUUGACCAAAAACUCGUCAACGUCGAUCAUAUCAAGGCGCUUAAAGUGAAAUUCCUUGAUCCAGUAUUAGCACACUUAGCUGAAUGGGUAGCUAUUCAACGUAAUAAUACAAUACCACCAGCGGUUGAUGAACUCGGAGAGUUUUUGAAGAGUAUGGGCGAGCCUGAUCCAAGUGCGAAUGAGGUGUUCACUCCAGAACCAACAACGGAAGUUGUCGAAGAAGUUGUAGAUCCAGCGCAGAAACUAUCUGAUGCGUUAUCAUCUCUUAACAGUGCUCGAGAGACACUUAUCAACCAUCUUGACAAGGCAACUCAAGAGUUUAAAGGGCAAUUAUCAUCGAUGAGAAUCGAAAAGAGUUCAGAGAUUCGUCAAAAAUCUGACAAAGCGAUUGCUGAAAUGGAAGCAGACUUCACAAGACUCGUUAAAGGUUUUGGCGAUUAUUAUGAAAGUGAACUCGCGAAGAUUGUCGAUGGUGAUUUGACAAAAGACGUUUUUGAAUCUAACACUGCUAAUGUUCGUCGUAAAGUAGUUAACAAACUUCGUGAACUCAGCCAAAGCAGUCUGGAUUACCUCGUAAAUUGGCAAAAUGAGAUUGACAAUGAUGAGACAAACACCAUUAGUGAGAGUCUCAAUGAUGCUAGUCAGCAUUUGCGUAAUUCACAGAGAGAAAUUGGAUCUUUGUUCGCUUGGACAGAUGGAAUUACAUACCAAAAUUGGCAAGAAUACCACGGUUUGGCUGCACUCUUCGAUAGUCAACUCGAUCAACUGCGUGAAUACCAAGAGGAGAGUGAUGACCUUGAAGUGCUCUUUGAGUUGCUCUUUGAACGUAUACUCACAAUUGAGCGUCAAUCUGAAGCGGAAAUCGAACAGGUUGGUAAAGUGUCCACUCAAAUAGAAGACGAAGAGCAAGUAAUAGAAGAUGAAAAGGGGGAAGAAAACGAAGAUGAGAAGAAGGAUGAAAUAGAAGAUGAAAAGGAGGAUGAGCAAAUUGAAGAACAAGUCGAGGAAUUCGAGAACUCGCAAGGAAAACAAGAGGAAGACCUCCAAGAAGAAGAGCAAGAUGUUGAUACUUCCACCGAAGUGUUCAAUGAUGCACAAAACGCAGAUAUCAAUGAAACCAGCCUCCCAAGUGAUCUUGAAGAGGAUGAAAAAACCGAAGAAGGCACACACGGUACGAUAUAUCACGUAGCAGAAACGCCAACUGCAUCUGCUGAAGCUACACACAAAUAUCAUGAGCAUCAGGAGCUCUAAUAAAGUAUUUUGAAUAUUCAUCUAGAAUUGAAAAUUAAUAAAUUUAUAAUAAGAUAUUAUCUAUACAAGGCAGAAUGAUUAAGUAUUUCGAAACUGAACAGUAGAAUAUGUCUUUGUACGUUCUAUUUAUGUUUGUGAUAAUGUUGUAACUAUUAGGCUAUUGCUGUCACUGCCUUUCAAACUAGAGUACAUUAUUAGAGCACUUCUCUCAAAGAUUAAUUUUCACUUACGUUAAUGUGCAUAGACAAGAAUCGACAGAGCUUCAUAUCUAUCAGAAGUUUUCACAGUGUUGUAAAGUCACUCACAGAUUUUGGCGCCUUUUCUACCAGUUCUUCAAAACCAACUAUUCUGAUGGAAUCAUCGUCGCUUUUG
Wallemia mellicola CBS 633.66 is the source of this 2508-nucleotide messenger RNA. RefSeq lists its product as hypothetical. The transcript is spliced from 3 exons. Bases 1 to 2136 code for a protein of 711 amino acids. The record is from RefSeq and is a predicted model, not a curated record. Lineage: Eukaryota; Fungi; Basidiomycota; Wallemiomycetes; Wallemiales; Wallemiaceae.